UGAAGAACAACGAGGAAGGUCAAAGUUGAAAGUUCGACGCAAAGAUGUUUUGAAAGGCAACGAGAUGAGUAAAACUGAACUAUUCAAUAUAUAGCACGGGUUAAACACCGUCUCUACAAUAAUGAUAAGUCUCCAGUAAUGAUAACACCUUAUUUUACAGUAAAUACGUGUAGUUUAAGCUUUCUUCUCCGUGUGCAGGAAGUCCUGUAGUGGAUAGAUUCAGUGUUGAGAUGGAGCUGACAUCUUUGCUCGGCUGCACGGUUUGAUAACAGCAAAGCUCACUCUGAACAGAUCUGGGAGGUAAACAAACGUGUUAAACGCACAAUUUGAGCUUCACAGCAAACUGCAAGCUAUGGCAUUGCAUUUGAUCCGUUAAUACACAUCGUUUAGUGAUAACAGACAGUAUGUCGAGGCUGUUGUUGCUGCAGCAUCGUCUCUGCAGGAGAUACAGCUCAGGUUUACUGUGGGCGCUGUCAAGGAGAAACUCUCAUGUAUUAACUAACAAACAGACGAACAGUGAUGCUGGUAAACAUGUUACAAACAUGCUCUCUACAUCAGAGACAAGUCAGCCACAGAAACUCAUUCAGAGUCUCCUCCACAGACCCUUGGGUCCUGGCAUGGUGGGACUCAGCAAAGAGUUGAUCAGGAACAACCUGCUGAGGAACCCUGUUGGUUUGGUAAAUCUAUUAGGGUCAAUUAACUUCUUCAGUACAUCUCAAUCUAAACAAGAGAAAAACAAAAGUGAUGGACCAAAGGGAAAAACUCCAGAGGAAGAUGAAGAGGAGAAGAAACGCCGCGAGCAGGAGGACCAGAUGUACCGGGAGCGACUGCGGACCCUUUUCAUCAUCGCGCUCAUCAUGAGCCUGCUGAACUCCAUUAACACCAGCGGCGGGAACAUCUCUUGGAACGACUUCGUCAAUGAGAUGUUGGCCAAGGGAGAGGUGUCCCGUGUGCAGGUCGUUCCUGAGAGUGACAUCGUAGAAAUCUACCUUCAUCCUGGAGCCGUUAUCUUCGGAAGGCCGAGGCUGGCGCUCAUGUACAGAAUGCAAGUCGCCAACAUUGACAAAUUUGAGGAGAAGCUGAGAGCUGCUGAAGAAGAGCUGCAUAUUGAGGCUAAGGACAGGAUACAGGUGUCCUACAAACGCACUGGAUUCUUUGGGAAUGCAGUCUACGCUCUGGGGAUGGCUGCUAUCGGCGUGGCUAUUCUCUGGUAUAUCUUCCGACUCGCAGGCAUGGGGGGCAGAGAAGGCGGCUUCAGUGCUUUUAAUCAGCUGAAGAUGGCCAAGUUCACCAUUGUGGACGGCAAGUCAGGUAAAGGUGUGAGUUUCAAAGAUGUCGCCGGCUUGCAUGAGGCUAAAAUGGAAGUAAAGGAAUUUGUCGACUACCUCAAGAAUCCAGAACGAUACCUCCAGCUGGGAGCCAAGGUUCCCAAGGGUUCAUUGCUGCUUGGGCCUCCCGGCUGUGGGAAGACCCUGCUGGCGAAGGCCGUAGCCACUGAGGCCCAGGUGCCCUUCCUGGCUAUGGCUGGCUCCGAAUUUGUGGAAGUCAUCGGAGGCCUGGGUGCUGCCAGGGUACGGAGUCUGUUCAAAGAGGCUCGAAGCCGAGCACCCUGCAUCGUCUACAUCGAUGAGAUCGACGCCGUGGGAAAGAAGCGCUCCACCAACAUGUCGGGUUUCUCCAACACUGAGGAGGAGCAGACCCUCAACCAGCUGCUGGUGGAGAUGGACGGAAUGGGAACGACAGACCACGUCAUUGUCCUCGCUUCCACUAACAGAGCAGAUAUCUUGGACAACGCUCUCAUGAGGCCAGGCAGACUGGACAGGCACAUCUUCAUAGAUCUGCCCACACUGCAGGAGAGGAAGGAGAUCUUUGAGCAACAUCUGAAGAUCUUGAAGCUGACCCAACCGGCUAAUGUCUACUCUCUGCGUCUGGCUGAGCUCACUCCAGGCUUCAGUGGUGCAGACAUCGCCAACAUUUGUAACGAGGCCGCCCUGCACGCCGCCAGAGAAGGCCACAAGUCCAUCGACACCUUUAACUUUGAGUACGCAGUGGAGAGAGUGAUAGCAGGAAGUGUAAAGAAGAGUAAGAUCCUGUCUAAAGAGGAGCAGAGAAUCGUCGCCUUCCAUGAGUCUGGACACGCCUUAGUGGGAUGGCUGCUUGAGCACACAGAGGCAGUCAUGAAGGUGUCCAUUGCCCCGCGGACUAACGCAGCGCUGGGAUUCGCCCAGAUCUUACCUCGUGACCAGUACCUGUUCACCAAGGAGCAGCUGUUUGAGCGGAUGUGCAUGGCUCUGGGAGGAAGAACUGCUGAGGCGAUCACCUUUAACAAGGUUACAACAGGAGCUCAGGAUGACUUGCGUAAGGUGACGCGUGUGGCCUACUCUAUGGUGAAGCAGUACGGCAUGUGCGACAGCGUCGGCCAGGUCUCAUUCCCAGACACUGAGCCGCAAGGUGGAAUUGGACGGCGUCCCUUCAGCCAGGGCCUACAGCAGCAGAUGGACCACGAGGCUAAGAUGUUGAUAGCGCGUGCUUACAGGCACACAGAGAAGCUGCUGCUGGAUAACAGAGACAAGCUGAUACUGUUGGCCAACGCGCUGCUAGAACGAGAAGUGGUAAACUACGAUGACAUCGAAGCCUUGCUGGGUUCGCCGCCCCACGGGCCCAAGAAGAUGAUCCUCCCGCAGAGCUGGUUGGAGGCCGAGAGGGACAAACAAGACACGGGAGAGGACGAACCUCAACCACCUCCCAAUAAACAGAGAGACGAGGACGCAAAUCCACAGCUGGUCUGAUCUUAAAAUGAAUGUCUUCUCCAACUGCUGCAUUUUGUGGGGGUCACCAGGUGUUGCGUGGAUUUGAUAAAACCUGGCAUUGAUUCCUCACUCUGAAGCUUUAUAUGCCUGAAAGUGAAAUCAUCAAAGUCCAUGCAGAUGUUUUGUGCAAAUGCACUUGUUUUCCAGUUGGCUGACCCAUUUAGAUAAUCUGAAACAGGCCUAAACAAGCUAGUGCAACUUUGAAAAUUAUUAUUUUGGGAGGAAUUCCAUCAUCUUUCUAAUGUGUUUGCAGCAAAGCCAUAUUAUUAUUAUUAUCAUUAUGCCAUAGAAGACCUAAAAACAGGUCUAAUUAAACAAGAUGUCUCCAACCAGCCUGCAGUGCAGAUAGUCUAGAAAAGCCCUCUAAUCAACAUUUACUGUAUGUGCAAGCAAUUAUAUACUCUGUCUUAGAACUGCCAAACACUGUGUGCUAAUACCUGAAACUGGAGUUGGAUCAUUUUUAUGCAAACAUACUGUAGCGUAUACAGGUUUGGAGUUUGGGAAUUUGUUAUUUUACAUCUGCAAUUGACAUGGCAAAGCAACUGCUAGCCAUUUGUAACUCAAGUCAUUCUACGCUAACAAAAGUCAACUUUUAAGGGUGAUUUUUCUAUUUUGUCAGAGAUGAUGUGCACCAAAUAUAUUUGCAUUCAUUCAGGUGACUUAUCUACACAAACAUUAAGGUUGCAUUGUUGCGUUUGGUAUUUAAGUGAGCUGCAGUAAAGAAUUUUAACUGAUUUCUGUGGACGUCAUACUUGAUUUUUCUGACUUGGCUGAAAAUGAUUUUGAAAUAAGGCUAAAAUAUCAAGCGUCUUGUCAUGUUGAGGAUUAUUAAGCGGCAGAUAUUACUCCACACACCCUGGUCCUUCUUUGACCAGAUUGAGUUAAUAGAUGGAAUAGGCUGAAGUAGUGUUUUCUUUGAAAACAAGUCUUUGUAUCAGGGACUGUGUAUUGGUUUGAUUGCCACAAAUGAAUAUGAAGUCCCAAAGGAUGGUGUUGCUGAAUAUUAAAGUUUUAUUUAAAUAUUG
Molecule: messenger RNA, 3835 nt
Organism: Sebastes umbrosus (honeycomb rockfish)
Lineage: Eukaryota; Metazoa; Chordata; Actinopteri; Perciformes; Sebastidae
Gene: spg7
Product: SPG7 matrix AAA peptidase subunit, paraplegin
Exons: 17
Coding region: 405-2789 (794 amino acids)
Biological process (GO): protein-containing complex assembly; mitochondrial protein processing
Cellular component (GO): membrane; m-AAA complex
Molecular function (GO): zinc ion binding; metalloendopeptidase activity; ATP hydrolysis activity
Source: RefSeq, a predicted model, not a curated record